Molecule: messenger RNA, 1284 nt
Organism: Malania oleifera
Lineage: Eukaryota; Viridiplantae; Streptophyta; Magnoliopsida; Santalales; Ximeniaceae
Product: eukaryotic translation initiation factor NCBP
Exons: 6
Coding region: 343-1029 (228 amino acids)
Biological process (GO): translational initiation
Cellular component (GO): eukaryotic translation initiation factor 4F complex; cytoplasm
Molecular function (GO): RNA 7-methylguanosine cap binding; translation initiation factor activity
Source: RefSeq, a predicted model, not a curated record
GCGCGUUAAUUUAUGUUGAACAAUUAAAGAGGGACCUAACAAAAAGUGAUACGUUUCUUGAUUUAACCUUUCUCGCGUCGCCUUCAAAUUCAUUUGUUCAAUUGUUCAACAUCAAUUUCAUUUUCAUACCAAACGCGUUAAACUCAAAAUAUUUCAAAAGGACGACGGGGCGCAGUUCGCACUCCCUCUCGCCAAAGGAGCACGAUCGUUUGGGGCCUUUUAUCGGAGCGUAGGAGCGGGCUUGGCUUCUGUGGUAAGUUCUCGUCGGUGUCGGGUUGCUCCAUCGAUCGAGACACGGAGAGAGAUUUAGGGUUUGUGUGGUUGCGAGACUGAGGAGUUCAAAUGGAUGGAGCAGAGAAGAAAGAAGGAGAGAACAACAAGGCUUUGUAUGCUCCGCCCCCUGCGGAUCCAUCUCUCCCCACCGCAGAUAAAGAUAAAGAAGCCGAGGAUCGGGAACGCUACGCUCGCGAGCUCAAAGCUGGUUUACAUCCUUUGAAGCACAAGUUUGUAUUUUGGUACACUCGGCGAACGCCUGGAGUUCGAACUCAAACAUCAUAUGAAGACAAUAUAAAAAAAAUUGUGGAAUUUAGUACGGUUGAAAGCUUUUGGGUCUGCUAUUGCCAUUUGGCACGACCAUCUUCUUUGCCGAGCCCUACCGAUUUGCAUCUUUUCAAGGAGGGAAUUCGUCCCUUGUGGGAGGAUGCUCCUAACUGCAAUGGUGGUAAAUGGAUCAUACGAUUUAAGAAGGUUGUGUCAGGUCGCUUUUGGGAGGAUUUGGUUUUGGCCUUGGUCGGUGACCAACUUGAUUACAGCGAUAAUGUAUGUGGUGCAGUACUUAGCAUUCGUUUUCACGAGGACAUAUUGAGCGUGUGGAAUCGCAAUGCAUCUGAUCAUCAGGCUGUAAUGGCACUGAGAGAUUCAAUCAAACGGCACUUGAAGCUUCCACAUAGCUAUGUUAUGGAAUACAAGCCUCAUGAUGCUUCUUUACGCGAUAACUCGUCAUAUAGAAAUACAUGGUUGAGAGGGUAGGGAACUGUUGUGGAUCAUCUCAAUUGGGCAACCAGAAGGGAGACGAAUAAGAAUUAAGGAAUUAGUUCUAUGAAACUUCUGGCAUGACCCCUACCUACUUCAUAUCGAAUUCAUUAAAUGAUCACAAUUGGUGAAUCAAAGUUGUAUGUUACUUGUAUCAGGCGGUCGCUGUCCUUUUUCUAUAACUAGAAUACAUUAUUAAUUAGAGAUUUUAACCUACUCUUGAAGUUAUUAUUUAAUACAUGUUACAUAUCA